UUGAAAGCCUCAACAUGAAGUUCACACUAUUUGCUCUGCUUGCUGCGUUCUGCGUGCUCAGCGUAAAUGCCGGCACCUGGCAACCGCUGAGUGUGGUCCCUGACACUGGCCUGGAAUACGAGCCGAUGGAUUUCGCUGAUAUCGAUGGUGAUGUGCUCAUCGAUCCGGAGAUGUUCAGCUUCUUCUCGUCAGUGUGGUGGGCCAUCAAGGCGGCACUACGCAGCGUUAAGGGCUUCAACUGCAUCAUCAAGUGGGUUGGGGGCAUCCAGGCGAGCGCGCUUCAAUACAACGCUGACAUCGUCAACUGCGGCGUAGAUGCCAGCAAGGACGUGACCAAUCUGAUCAAUGCCAACUUGAAGAUCAUCAACACCGCCAGCAACAUCAUCAAUCUGAAGAGCACCAUUUGCGCCAGCGCCGACGAGCCCGAGGAGCAGAAGAUCACCAAUAGCUGCGCCGUCAAGACUCUGGCCCAGGUCUUCAGCCUGUACAAGCAGGUGAAGUCUGCCAUUUCCUUGGCCAAGAAGAUUCCAAAGACUGGUCCCAAUGCCGUCAGCUGUGUCGCCGAUGCCACCAACACCUUGGUCAGCUACUACACCCAGUUCCCCGCCAACUUGAAGUCUUGCUCCAAGCUGACCAGCAACUAAGCUGUAGUCUUAACCAUUCUGUUUUUUUUGUAUAAACAUAUAAGCCAAGCAAAUAAUAAAA
Molecule: messenger RNA, 705 nt
Organism: Drosophila hydei
Lineage: Eukaryota; Metazoa; Arthropoda; Insecta; Diptera; Drosophilidae
Exons: 2
Coding region: 15-644 (209 amino acids)
Source: RefSeq, a predicted model, not a curated record